Penicillium argentinense is the source of this 798-nucleotide messenger RNA. RefSeq lists its product as uncharacterized. The transcript has 2 exons. Gene Ontology annotation, molecular function: FMN binding. Lineage: Eukaryota; Fungi; Ascomycota; Eurotiomycetes; Eurotiales; Aspergillaceae. The record is from RefSeq and is a predicted model, not a curated record. The coding region runs from base 1 to 798 and encodes 265 amino acids.
AUGGCCUCAACCAGCAAUGUCCGCGCGCCUUGGCGCGAUCUCCUGGCCUCCCAUAUGGCCCAAACUCCCGGCUACGAGUUCACCGUGGCAACCGUGGGCCAAGAUGAGAACAAGCGACCGGUCCCUCGCGUCCGCACCUGCGGCUACCGUGGCUUCUUCCCCGAGCUGGAAAUUCAUCCAAAGUCCCAGGAAGAAAUGAAGCAACAGGUGAAAGAUGGCGGCAACCCGCCUACAUAUGAGAGCGACAUGUUCUGCUUUACCACGGAUACUCGAAUGGAAAAGCUUGGCCAAUUGGAGUCUUCUGGAAAUGACAUUGAAGCCGUAUUCUGGCUGAAGGAUUUGAUGACGCAGUGGCGGGUGAAAGGGAAAGCCUUUGCUAUUGGGGACCCGACAGAGGACGCAGAACACGAGAAGAUCUCUCGCUCAGAACUUGAGGAUUUCCUUAGAGUCAAGCAGAACUUUAACGGCCCUAUCGAGGAAUGGACCUGGGAGAGGGCUGUGACAAAGUAUUUUGCUAAUCACUCGCCUUUGGCAAGGGGAUCAUUCAAGAACCCAGCCCCUGGCCAGCCGAGAUCCCAGCUACCUAGCGAUCCAUCCUUGAGAAUGGGGCAGAAGGUGAACGAUCUGCAUGAUCCUGUGGCCCGCGGAAACUUCCGAGUUGUGGUCAUUCGACCUGAUGUAGUUGAGCGUCUGGAUCUUUCGAGCCAGGAAGACAUGAGGAGAUGGAUAUGGGUUUUGAACAGCCGUGGUGACCAUUACGGUCAAUAUACUUGGACUGAGACUGAAGUAUGGCCAUAA